UCGGAAAGAAAAGUUCAAACUUAACGUCAAGAUCUAGUAAUUGAUUCUAGACUGUCUUUUUGGUGCUAAAAUCAUUAUGAUGUCGUAAUUGAUUUGAUGAAUCUUUUCCCUUUUUCACGGUUUUAAAGGAAUUAUGUAGCAAAUAAAACAAUAUUUUGACAUUCUUUAUUUUAUCAAGUGAAAAGUAUUCCCGGUACCUAUAUUCAAUUUGACAUCAUUUUAAAGAGGAGGCUAAUAGCUUGUUUAAUGCCGUUUUUGGAGAGACAUAAAGCAUUCUAGAUAUAUUUCAUUAGUGAAAAAUGGACAAAACUCCGAGAUUUGAUACUUUUAUCCUUCAUAUUUCAUAGAAAAUGGUUGUUUAAAACAUAAUUUUUCACUGUGUUUGCCAAAAAUUUAAGCCCCGGUACACCCUAUGAUAUCAUAUGAUAUUGUUAUGAAGCACCAUUAAAAAAAUUUAUAUCUUGAAUUUCAUAAACAUGUGGGUACCUUUCAUUUACUAGAUCUUGGCCUUAAUAUGUAAGUAUUAUACAUAAUGGUGAAAUUUUAAUGCAGAAACAAGUGUCUAUGCUGUAAAGCUAGGGACACGUCCAUCGCUACUGACAAAAGUAGGGGUGCUCACAAUCUAAAUAAAUAAUGGCCUUCUAAGUUUAGUAAUAGUUUUCAAGAGAGAUAGAUUUCAUCGGUAUACUUAUAUGUAUAGCACGACAAACAAUCAGCUUAUCUAAGUUAUUUACACCGUGUUAACAUUUAGCACGAUGACAAUGAUAACAAACCACCUACUAGUGUACCUUGGAUGUUGACAGUUCCUUUAAUAGCCCCCAGGAUUUACAAUGUAAGUUUUCUAGUAAAAACUUGCUUUUUGUGCUAAAUUAUCAUUUUUGUGCUUGUGAAAUUUGUAUGAUCUUGUUUAUUAUACACAGCGUUAAAUUUACGUUGUCACCUAUACGCAGAAAUGUAUGAAGAGAACCUGGAACGUAGAUGUUUACAUAAUUAUAUAAUGAGGUUAGAAAUAGACAAUAGAAAAGGGUAUACCAUCGUAAAAAGUAUUGACUGGUUUUAUUCAUUGUCAACAACCAAAUUAUAACAUUCUAGUCGCUAAGGGAAGUUUAAAGGUACCACAUGUUGAAAAGAAUUUUCUUUCGAAAUAAAUAAAAGAAAUAAACUUUUAAAAAAAAGGAGUGUAAAAUGCAUAGAUAAGGAUAGAUAAGAUACUAUAAAAUGAAAAUGUCAACAAAUCUGGUAAUUUUUUUCUGGAGUAUUGAAAACAGUUUAUACGUCGAGAGAUGACCCACUAUACUUUUAAAUUGUCAAUUCGUAUCUUAACAAUUGAACGUUUUAAAAAAAUAUUUCAAGUCCAAUAAUUCGUGGUCGAAGUCGCAUAUAGCAUUUAAACAAUGAAGUUUUUUGUGACUGAAGUGGCUCAGUGCUUAGAGCACCAGACAUAGGGAACAUUAUAGAGCUAGGUUUUUUAAGUUUUUGGUUCGAUUGCAUAGAAAGUUUAUAAUUUAUUGGGUUUUUUUCCUUAUUGUUUGUUAAAUUAUUCAAAACUGAAUUUAGUUAGAAGUUAUCCUUUUGUAAACUUGUAUUAUAACAUAUAAUUAGCAAGAAUAUUAAGUAAGAAAAAAAAUGGACUUGAAUAUUCAUUUCACGACUAAUCAAAUGGGCAUUUCCGCUAUCUUUGGUUUAUCAUUUUUGAUUUCAUGUUAACAGCUUUGGCUAUAUGUUUAAGCGUCAUGUACUAAUAUGCAAUUCACGGAUGCAAAACCAGCUUGGGGUUUUUACUUUUUUUCCAUGGAUAAGAAUUUCAAAAAUGCAUUUUAUGAUCAACGACGAUUCAAUUUGAAUUUUUUAAAGAAAUGUUGAUUAAGUGUUGUGUAUAAUAUACUAUUGUUAUAUGUAUUUACAUUUGGAGGGGUAAUGUAUAACGAAAUUGUAUCCUACAAUUAAUAUUUCAUCUCAUAAACAUUGUUGGAAUGUUGGAAAAGUAGCUGAGGCAGUAUCCAUUGUUGCUAAACUCUAUAUUCAAGGUGAGGGCUUCCCCUCGUGCAAACUCGGUGUACCUCUGGUGGGAAAUUUCAAUGUCCAAACCUUCCGCUGCAAUUUUUCAAAGAUACAUGUUAUAAGCACCUUUGGCUAGAAUGGAGGCUAAACAGCAGUCAUUUGAUAUUGGCUUUCCCGAUAACGAUGUUAUUCUGCUGGUAGAAGGGCAGAAGUUCCAUGUCAGCAAGGCAGUGCUCUCUGACCAUUCACCUGUAUUUAAUACCAUGCUUAACAAGGAAAGUACUGCAAAGGAGAUCGUAUUGGAAGACAAGAAAGCAGUGGAUGUUGUGGAAUUUCUGAAAAGUUUUUAUCCAAACAUGAAACAUCCCAUAACAGGAGCGAAUGUACUACAGGUUCUAACUUUAGCACAUGAGUACCAGUCCCCUCUAGUGGCAGACUGUGAAAACUUCAUGAUCAUAAUGUGUACACCAAAGUCUGGAGUGAGAGUUAGUACACUGCUGGACUACAUCUUGGCAGGGGAGAAGUACGGUUUGACGAGGUUUCUAGAGGCUGCUGUGGAAUUUUGUGCUAAAAUUGAUUUUGACUUCCUAACUGGAAAAACAUUUCUAAAAAUAUUGAAAUCCUUCAAAAUGACAGAAGAUCUACGUAUUUAUUCGAAAUUUUCCAACAUAGAUAUAAAAACUCGGUAUGCGAUAGCAAUGAAAAGAGUACAACAUUUGGAAAUGAAUAGGAGAAAAUUAGAAAACUCACAAACAGUAGAAGAUGAUUACAAAAUACCAUUAUCAUAAAGACAAAACAUUUCUCUUUGAGAAAUGUAAGCGACAACUUCAUAAUUGUUUUAUCUUUAUAGAUAUCAUUAUUUUCAAAUUGCUUAAGCUUUAUGGGUAAGGGAUGCAAAAGUCAUAGAUUUUCAAAACUUACUAUUAUAGGUUAAUUAAAGUUCCUUGCCACAUUUAAACUCGGUUCGUUCCUUGUUCUAUGAAGUUGCUCAAAAGAUAUGCACUGUUUAAUAUUAUCAAAAAAGGCAUUAUAAUUUUUAUAUUGAGAGAAAUAAAAGUUUUUAAAAAAUAUAGUUGAAUAAAGGUACAUGUAUAGGCAUCGUACUGUUUCUCCCGUAAAUACUAAAAAAUAUCACAGUAGAAAAAUCACUGUUUUAUUAUCUCCAUUUCAGCUUAAAUUAGUUUUCAACCCCUUAACUUCUUUCAUUUGUCAACAACGAAUAUAUAUUUUUCGACAGAACGAUCUUUGUACAUUAAAAACAAACCAUCAUGAUUGGUGGAUGUAUCCUAACUGUAACAAUAAUGCCCGGGAUGCUGCAUAGUUUUUGCAAUAGUUAUCUCCUCUACAGCUAGCGACUUCACCAUUGAAGCACUCGUCUCAAACAACUAUUGACACCAACAAGUUGGUCAUCAUUUCACGCAUAAUGCAGACAAUUUCCUCUGUUGACCACCAGGAAUUAUAAUUGUCAUAUGUUCGAACACGCUUUCGUUUCAAAAGAGAGAGAGAGAGAGAGAGAGAGAGA
Messenger RNA from Magallana angulata, 3523 nucleotides. Its product is annotated as BTB and MATH domain-containing protein 47-like. The record is from RefSeq and is a predicted model, not a curated record. The transcript is spliced from 4 exons. Lineage: Eukaryota; Metazoa; Mollusca; Bivalvia; Ostreida; Ostreidae. The coding region runs from base 2139 to 2789 and encodes 216 amino acids. Gene Ontology annotation, molecular function: protein binding.